Molecule: messenger RNA, 2369 nt
Organism: Triplophysa dalaica
Lineage: Eukaryota; Metazoa; Chordata; Actinopteri; Cypriniformes; Nemacheilidae
Exons: 5
Coding region: 490-1416 (308 amino acids)
Source: RefSeq, a predicted model, not a curated record
GAUGUUCUCGAGCAUGCUUAUGUCCUUUACAAUUUUAAACGAGAGUGAGAAAAGAAAUAAUUAGUAGCUUAUUAAAUCCAGGAUAAAACACUGGAUCUACAAGGCACCGAGUCAAACGGGGUGAUGGAAAUGGCUCUUAGACGCAAGUUAACCAACCUCUGAACAAUUUUUAUCAUUUUGUAACAGGGUAAAGGAUCAAUGUCCAGCCGAGGUUAGUUCCUCCUUUUUGACACCGACUAAGCAGUUUUUUUCUGUCCACGGUGAAAAAACUUUUACAUCUAAGCUACACGUCAGCCUCGGCAAUUGAAGAGAGUGAUAAACAACGAUGAAUUAAUUGAUGGGUUAUGAACAGUAACUAUAAUGAUCGAGACCGCGCGAAGCGUUCGCUAUAACGGAAUAACACGAGCUCCUGACAAACAAGUGAUGGGUUGUAGUAGAUCAAAAUAGGAUUCCACCACACCAGUCCUUGUGCAUGGUUGGACUACCAGUAUGGACCCCUGGCAAACUUUGGUGUCCAGAUGUUCUUCGUGGUGGCAGGUGCAUACUCCACAUGCGCUGAGAGCUUGUCUGUAUAAAGUAUGUAAACCCUUGGUGCCACUGCUGCUUUGCAUCGCCGCCCUGGUGGCUGUGAUUCUUUAUGCUCUGGCAGAUGAUCUACACAGCUUUGUAUGCAGGAUCUUCAUUCCUCAGUAUCAUUACCCUUAUGCAGUGCCACUUGCAUUCAUACAGGUAUUUUUAAAUCUCCUGGCGCUACUAGCCUUGCACGGUGUGGGCCUGGUGCACCUAAAGCCGUUCUCUCUGAGGCUGGCCGAGCGUUUGUUUGUACCUGCUGUCUGUGGGAGUGUCCAGUGUGUUUUGGCCCUAUGGGCUGAAGCCAGUGCCCACUCUGGUCUGUACCCGCUGAUCGCCCGGUUCCUCCCAAUGGCCAGUGUGAGUCUGGGUCACCUGUUUGCACUCAGUUUGCCUGGUUCCAUCCAUAUUUGCUGCCUUCUGACAGCUGUUACUGUCACCUCUGUCAGCGUCACAGCAUGUCAAGGCCUGUAUACGAUGGAGCCGCUGGAAUAUGUCUACUCUCCUCUCAGCCUUGUCCUCCACUCUCUGUCUCUUGUCUGGCUAGCUAAAGUCGUCCAAUCAGAGCGAGGUCAUGGCUCGACCUUUGACCUUUACUACACUCUAACAGUCACACGUUGCCUUUUACUAGGGUUCCUGUGUGUUGUGCACCCCGAUGGCCCGAAGGCACUGGGUCACGGCAGCUGGCACAGUCUCCUGUUUUUUGGAUAUAUGCUUGGAAUGUUGCUGUUGGGUGCUGCACAACUUUUCUUUGUGGAUGUUACCGCACUUUAUUUUUCUGCUGUGCCGGCAGCUGUGCUGCAUGCAACCAGAGGGCUGGUUCAACCCCUGUUUAAUCUGCUAUAGGACAGACUGACCAAACAGAGUUUGAGUUUGCUCCAUUCUGAGGGGCACACAAUGAAAACUGACUUGAGUGGCCAAACAUAAGCAAUCAAAGGACUGCUGUAUCAUUGAUGACAACAACAGUAUGAAGACUGAGCGCAGAUUUUAGCAACAUUAAUGUGUGACUUUGUUGGCUGAAAUCGAUGAAGUGUUGAUUUGGCAUUGUGACAUUAUUUUCAUAACAGCGGAGCACAAAUUAUCCAAAAUUAGUAGAGUAAUACAAAAAAGUCAAAAUAUUUAUAUAUUAUGGUGAUAUGUUGUACAACGUUGUAUUUAUGCUGACUUUAAUCGAAAAAAAUCAUGAAACCACAGGAUGGUUAGUUAACAAGAUAAUUUACCUAUGAGAAUUACAAAGUAACUACUAACAUCUGAAUCCAUUAUUCUAAUUGGUGGGUAUACUUUGUUGUCUUGUGUAGUGUAUGAAAUAAUGACUCAAUGCAAAAAAAGAACCAGAUAAUGUUUAAAUGGUCGUCAAAUAAGAUCCUUAAUUGUUUUAGAAUGGCAUGCUCUUGACAUUUUUUUUAGAUCUACCUUAGCAUUUAAGUUUAUCAACAAUAUUUAAUAAUUCAACAAAGGACCAUGAUAGCUCCAUGUUUUUCAUCAAUGAUUGCAGUUAAACAUUUAACAUUUCUCUAACAUUUAAGAAUAUUAGAGUAAUAAUAUACGUAUAUCACAAUAACAUUUAUGAAAGGGAAAACCUAUGACUCCUUUACUGAUUUAGCUCCUAACAAAGGCCUACAAAUACAGUAUUAUUUAGGAUUUAUUUAUAAUAAGCAUAUUGAAGAGGUUUUAGAAAUACUAAGCAGCAUCGUCAACUGUUUUCAGUGUCUUUAUUUUUUGUCAUGUCAAAUAAUGUUAUAUAUUUUUUUAUAUUUACAAAAUGCUUUCAUCCAAUAAAGUUAAUUUAAACUGUUAAA